This is a messenger RNA of Ilex paraguariensis (yerba mate), 498 nucleotides long. The record is from the annotation of a GenBank genome assembly. NCBI's taxonomy places the organism in Eukaryota, Viridiplantae, Streptophyta, Magnoliopsida, Aquifoliales, Aquifoliaceae.
AUGCUAAGUCAGAUAAAAGCUGAAUAUAAUGAAGUGGAAAUUAGGAUCGAAGAUAAGCAAAGAGUAGAGGCAAAAGGAGAAGCGAUGGGAAAACAGGCAAAAAGAGCAAGCGGCAGCGAUGGCGAUGGCGAUGGCGAUGGUGGCGUUUCAGAGCUCCCUCAUGACUUAAUCGUCGAAGUGCUCAGAAGGCUUCCGACCAAGUCUUUAAUGUCAGUGCGUGUCAAAGCUCUGGAAAUUGUCAAAAUAGCAGGCCUGAAAGCAAAUUCCUUCCCGAAGGAGCUUUGCUGCAAAUUAAUAGAACCGGUUUUGCAUAUGAAUCCAUUGUCAAUCCAUUCACGAUUGAGGAAUCAGUGCGGUGCAUUCUUCACAAAAUGCUUUGGUUAUGAAGAAUUCAACAACUUGGAAUCAGCUUGCUUCAUAAGACAAAUGGCUGAAGUCCUUGCAAAUCAGGUUCGGGAACGUAUCCAACAGGCUGAUUUCCUUUGUCCAUCUUCUUAA